AUGUACAAAACUAUCUUGUCACUAGGUCUCAUCGCAAGCACUACGCUUGCACAGUCUGUCUCCAUCGGACUACCUACAGCAGGCGCUCAACUUUAUACUUCAACCAAUGCAACAUUUCAGAUCCAGCGUCCGGACUCCUUGACUGGCUCUGAAGAAAUUGCCGUUGUCAUCGGUAUCAACAAGUGCGGCUCCGGCGCUACGUGCAGCUCUCCAGAGGAAAGCAUGGGUACUGUACUUUAUAAUGGGCCCUUCGACCCUCAAUUUCACGAAACAUACUUGCCUCCUUACCAGAACUUCACUUUGGAGAUUCCCGAGGGAGUCGCUGCCGAGAAUGGUAUCGUUACUGUUGCCCACUUUUCUCUCGUCGGGGCAAGCACUUAUCCAUUAGUCGAAUACCAUAACCAGACUGUUACCAUUGCUGAAAGCGAUUAG
This is a messenger RNA of Talaromyces amestolkiae, 432 nucleotides long. RefSeq lists its product as uncharacterized. The record is from RefSeq and is a predicted model, not a curated record. Bases 1 to 432 code for a protein of 143 amino acids. NCBI's taxonomy places the organism in Eukaryota, Fungi, Ascomycota, Eurotiomycetes, Eurotiales, Trichocomaceae. The transcript is spliced from 3 exons.